AUGGCAACUCAAACAAUGGGAUCUCAUGGGGGCCGUAGUAGCAGUAUUAGGGGAGAUCCGACCCAAAUGCGAAAUCAAAGUCAGGACCCGAAAUCGAUACCACUGGAUAGGCAGGGGUCCUUGUACAACCUUACUUUUGAUGAGGUGCAGAAUCAAUUAGGGGAUUUAGGGAAACCAUUAAGUAGCAUGAAUCUAGAUGAGCUUCUCAAGACUGUUAAUCAAGCUGCGGGAAGUGUUGAUUACACGUCUGCUGCACAAGGUCCCUCCCAAUCCACUUCUGGCUCCUCUUUGAAUAGACAGUCGAGCCUGACACUGUCUAGGGAUUUGAGCAAGAAGACUGUUGAUGAGGUAUGGCACGAUAUUCAGCAGGGGCAGAAGAGGAACAAUCUUGACAGAAAAACCACUCUUGGUGAAAUGACGCUGGAGGACUUCUUGGUGAAGGCAGGGGUGGUUGCUGAGUCAUCUCCAAUGGAGAAAGGUUCAGGCUUAGUUUUAGGGGUUACAGAUCCGAUGGAUCUACCACAGCAAGCUCAGUGGAUGUCAUAUCAGUUCCCUUUAAUUAACCCACAGCAGCCGCAACAGCAACAGCAACAGAACAUGCUGCCAUUUUUUGUGCCUGGCCAAUCAGUUCAACAGUCUAUUCCCAUUGGUGGAGAUCUGAUGAUAGAUGAAGCGUAUGCUGAAACCCAAAUGACAAUGUCUACAUCUCCUUUGAUGGGGGGCACUUCGUCAGAUACACAGACACCUGGGAGAAAGAGACGUGCUCCUGAUGGAGUGACUGAAAGGACUGUUGAAAGGAGGCAAAAGAGAAUGAUUAAGAACCGGGAGUCUGCAGCACGAUCAAGAGCAAGGAAGCAGGCUUACACUCAUGAGCUGGAGAACAAGGUUUCACGUCUGGAGGAGGAGAACGAGAGGCUUAGGAGACAAAAGGAACUGGAGGUGUUGCCUAGUAUACCACCACCAGAGAAGAAGUAUCAACUCCGUCGAACAAGCUCAGCCCCAAUAUGA
Molecule: messenger RNA, 1008 nt
Organism: Fraxinus pennsylvanica
Lineage: Eukaryota; Viridiplantae; Streptophyta; Magnoliopsida; Lamiales; Oleaceae
Source: the annotation of a GenBank genome assembly